UCGCCCUUCGAUCGUUUCGGGCUAGCUAGUCACUAAGUUUCGACAGAUUUCGUCCUAGUGUCGCAGGUAGAGGUUGUUCUCCUGAAAGGCUUUUCUGAGAGUUAAUUCCUCCAGGGUCGUGCGAUCUCUUCGACCACGUCAGCCAUGCCGCUCGGUCAGAGAGCCGGCGAUUGCGAGCGAAUCGCGAUACGGCGGUGCCGAGGUCGCUUAUAGCGAGGACAUCCAUCACACUUUGGCUUGCGAACUUGGCAGGAGGCUUCGAUUUCCAUCGUCGCUCCCCUAACCGAUCCCUCCUACCGUCCCAGUGAAAGCCAAGCCAUCGGCAGCAGGCGGGCGGUGGUGCCGCCUUUCGCGGGGUCGGAUCUGGUCCUGAGCCCUUCGCAAUGGAGCAGCCACGUGGUCGGCAAGCUCUCCACGUGGGCUGACGUGGACUCGCCUGAUUCGCUGAUGCGCAUCUGACAGCGAGACCGUGAUUAAACAGGAGAUCAGCUGGGCCUCGCAUUUGUCACUCCAGGCGUGUCUGCUGCCGACGCCAAGGCUCUGGACUGCGGCAACUAUGCGCGGUGCAUCAACCAAGUGCUGCAGGGGCUGUCCAGCAUGCAGCUGUGGCUGCGCAUCCCCUGGUGUCUCGGAGCUGCAGCAGCAGAGGGCACGCCAGAGGAGGAUGCCGUGAUGAUGCAACGGGACCCCAACCACCAACCGCAUGUUGAACGACAGCUGGGAGUGGUGGAACGCCUUCCGCUGCCUCUGGCGAGCACCAUGGCCACCUCUCAGUCGCUCUUGACAUCACCGGGUCACUCCCUCUCCUGCUGCCUUGCACCGGUGGCUGGGGGAGCCAGUCAGAGCAGCCAUCCUGCACACGUCGGCCUUCCUCACCAACAAGAAGGGCUACCCGUGUCUCUCCAAGAAGCACCAGGCGCUCAUCCACACUCUCUUCAACCACUCUGUGCAAAUAGUGAUUUGCGGCCAGCCCUGCACGGCCCUCUGACUCCCCCCAUGACGCGUCCGCGGGGAGCGACGACAGCGGCAACGAGGGGAGCGAUGGGGCGAUGCUGUGAUCCCCAACCCCACUGCGCCUAUACCUGGAGUACAAUCGCGCACCUCUACCGCAAGCUGACCCGCUAACAGAGCAGGAGAGAUUUGAGGUGAUUGUGCCAACCGGGAUUUCCUGCAAGCCCUCUUCAGCCCCUCAUGGACAACCUCGAGGCACAGACGUACGAGACGUUUGAGAAGGAUGCUACCAAGUACUCUCAGUACCAAAAGGCAGUGUACGCCGCACUGAUGGAUCGAGUGCCGGACAGCGAAGCAGAGAGCAGCACAGUGGUGCUCUGGUUGUGGGGCAGGCAGAGGGCCCAGUCAGAGCAUCCCUGCAGGCAGCAGCAGAGGCCGGGCGGAAGCUGAAGUGUAUGCUGUGGAAAAGAACCCCAAUGCUGUAGUCACACUGCAUAGCCUAGUGGCCCUGGAGGGUGGCAGGACGUGGUCACCAUAGUCUCCUCGGACAUGCGGAGGUGGAAGGCACCGGAGCUGGCGGACAUCCUAGUGAGCGAGCUGCUGGGAUCUUUCGGUGACAACGAGCUGUCGCCCGAGUGCCUCGACGGGGCUCAACGCUUCCUCAAGCCGGACGGCAUCUCCAUUCCUGCAUCGUACACGAGCUACAUCGGCCCAUCACAUCAUCCAAGCUACACAAUGACGUGAAGGGGUACAACGACCUGGCGCACUUUGAGACGGCCUAUGUGGUGAAGCUGCACAGCGCUGCCCGGCUGACGGAGCCUAAAGAAGUUUUCACCUUCACCCAUCCCAACCACCAAGAACCCAUCGACAACACCAGAUACAAGCGGUUGCUCUUUGACCUGCCGCCUGACACUGGAUCUGCACUAGUGCACGGAUUCGGAGGUUAUUUCGACGCUGUGCUCUACGGCGAUGUGCAUUUGGGGAUCGAGCCAUCCACCGCCACCCCUUCCCAUGUUCAGCUGGUUCCCCAUUUUCUUCCCUCUCCGAUUCCCCGUAUACGUGCCGGCGGGGGAGAAGCUAGAAGUCCACUUCUGGAGAUGCGUCGGCCCCACUAAGGUGUGGUAUGAGUGGGCAGUCACAGCACCUUCUAUGUCGCCUGUCCACAACCCUAAUGGCCGAUCGUACUGGGUUGGAUUGUAGCUUAUGGCAUAAACCCAGUCGUUGUAACUCUUCUUUGAGGAUCACUAGGUUGAUGCGCUUCCUCGAAUAGUGGUCUUUAUGAAUUUCCCAAUUCUUUCAAGAAAUUAAUGCGUUGUGAUUCACACUCGAGCCUUUUGCUGAGGUGGAGUUCAGUUAAGUACGUUGGAUUUGUUAGGGCUACAAACAACACUCAAUUUGUGCUAAGGGCUAUAUAUUUGCGUU
This is a messenger RNA of Closterium sp. NIES-67, 2373 nucleotides long. The record is from the annotation of a GenBank genome assembly. NCBI's taxonomy places the organism in Eukaryota, Viridiplantae, Streptophyta, Zygnematophyceae, Desmidiales, Closteriaceae.